CGAGUGACUCAGCAGAAAUAAUUGCUGUAUGGUAUGGACAUACAAGCGUUUUGCAACUCCAACUUUGGGGGUUUUAUUGUUUAGUUAUUGUCCUUACAUAAUUACUAUGUGACUCUCAGCAUAUCCCCCUACAGAAGAAACGGAUUUUGUACAUCUCUGAGUGUUAUAUGGCAAGCAGAAUAUACGGUCUGUCAGGAUUGAAAUUACAUCUCAGUCUGUGAACUAUAACUGCUUUAGUAUUGUCAAGUCACUGUUGUAUAAUAAGUAUAGUAGUAUAGCAAAUUCACUCACUUUCCGAAUUUUUUUGGUAGUUACAAACAAUUUCGUUGGCAAGUACUAUUAGCGAUAGUCGGUAUGGAAGCACACGUAUUGAGUGAGUUUGUUGAAGGUCUUAAAGAGGCUUACAGAGAGAGGCUAUUUAACAUGGAGGAACAAUGGCCACCAGUUAGGGGAGAUAAGCUGAUAAAGUUGCACUUAGUGGAGGCAGAAAAAGAAGAGGGAUUUAGAGCUGGGUUGCCACAACCUGGCGCACCUAAUGAAAAGGUCAAACGUACUCCAAUUCUCCAUGAAAACUUGUUUAAAAUCAAAGAAGGCAAGAAACCAGAGAAAAAACUUAUCGUGGAAGGCAAUGCUGGGAUUGGUAAAACUACACUAUGUACCAUGCUUGCUGAAGGGUGGGCAGAGGGAAAUAUCCUGACACAAUUCGACUGUGUCCUGUUACUUCCCCUCAGGGAACAGUUAGUUAGCUCAGCCUCCUCUCUUACUGACCUCCUGGCUCUUCAUCAUCCCGACGAGAUAAUUUGUGAGCCUGUUGUUCGUCACUUAAAGAGAAUAAGAGGAAAGGGGGUGCUCAUCAUUGCUGAUGGAUGGGACGAGCUCAGUGAAGCAAAUCGUUCAAAAGCGUCUUUUCUAUACAAUCUUUUGUUUGGUCGUCAUCUUCCUUUUAUUUCUGUUCUCCUCACCUCACGACCUUCUGCUUCAGCUCCUCUUCAUGAUCUUCCUUCUGUGGACCGUUUGGUUGAAGUAGUCGGUUUUAAUGAAGAGAAUAUCAAGCAGUACAUAGAAUCUGAGUUUGAUCAAUUCCCAGAGAAAGCUUCUUCUCUUAUCGAGCAGCUUGAGAACAACCCAGUCCUUGAGAGUGUGUGUUCUGUACCCCUCAAUUGCGCCAUUGUUUGUAACUUGUGGCACACUUUAGAUCGAGAGCUUCCUCGUACGCUAACUGAGCUGUACACUCAAAUUGUUCUUAACAUUAUCCUUCGCAAUAUCAAAAAGAAGUUUCCUGAUUGUCCGAUUGGCCUUAAUAGUUUUGAUGAGAUUCCGAAUGAUCUACAAGACACCUUCUGGUUGAUCUGUGAGUUUGCCUACGAGUGCUUACUACUAGAUCAGCUGGUUUUUUCAGAAGCUGAAUUGUCCUCUCGCUUACCUGAUGUCGGUGACAAGUUGCAGUGCUUUGGUCUGUUGCAGUCUGCCCGAUCACUUCUACCUGUUGGUCAUGGCCUAUCUUUUCACUUUGCUCACCUGACCAUCCAGGAGUUCAUGGCUGCUCUCCAUCUUGCUACUCUCCCUAAUGAGGAGAAACUGAAAGUUGUUAAGGCGAGUGCUAGGAGUGUCCGAUUUAACAUGGUAUGGAGGUUUAUGUUCGGUCUUGCUAGUAAGCUCUACCGUGAAUCUGAUAAGGUGAUCAGUUUUAAUGAUAGUUUGGUGGAUCAAUUUCUGAUGGCUAAAAAUCAGGAUGUUUUGGCUUUAUGUCAUGUGGCUUUCGAAGCUUCAGACCCUGACAUUGCACUAAGAGUUUGUAAAAUGUCUGUGCGACAUCUAUUCCACAGAGGUCUUAGUACUCCCUUCGACUGUGUAGCUGGAUUCCAUGUUCUUCGUUAUGCCGAAAAAUGUGAUAAUAUGGUUAUCAGAAUAUCCUAUUGUGCAAUUGAUGAUAUGUUGUUGAAGAAACUAACUGACAUACUUUCCGAUGCGAAUGGUCAUUUGCAAGUUCGAGACUUAUCCCUCGUGAAGACUAAGGUGUCUGACAAAGGUGUUGCUGAUUUAUUCAAGAGAGCCUCAGUUGCCUUUACAGCUUUGGAUACACUCCUGUUGUAUAAAAAUAACUUCACUGGGAUAAUGUCGAUAUUCAUACACAAGACAAGUACGAGUCUCACGCAACUGGACUUAUCCACCAAUCCUCUUGGAGUGUCUGGUAUACAGUCAUUAGAGACAGCUGUACGGUCUGGUGCCCUUAUCAAACUAGAAAGCCUGGGGCUAUCUAACACCCUCACUGAUGAUGCUGACAUCAAUGGGGCUCUGCUGACAACCCUCUUACAGUCUAUUUCCUCACACUGUGCUCGACUGUUAGGCUUAGACCUCUCUGUUAAUAAUCUUGGUUUACCUGGAUUAUGUUCAGUAGUGGAAAACGUUCCAUUAGGAUUGAAUAGUAUUGGUUUCUCUGGUUGCUUCCUCACCUCCGCUGACAUUGUGAUGCUUAUCCACUUUCUCAAGUCGGCUAAUGUGAUAUGUAAGAAGUUGAAAUUGUUAAAUCUCAGCUCCAAUUGCAUCGAUGAUGAUGGAGUGAUUGCUCUCGCUGAAUGUUUACCUGAGCGGUUUCCUAGCCUGGUUGGCUUCAAUGUCAGUCCCCUGGGUGCUGUUCUUCUCUAUGGAAAUCCUGUGAGCGAAGAGUUGAUACACAUGUGCAAUGACAACUUAAAGGUCAUUGAGGAAACUGCUGUGCUGAAUAAGUUUAUUCCUCAAGAAUAUGAAGAGGUACAUACGACCGAUGUUUGGGAUGUACUACUGUCAGAGAUGAUUUGCACUAUUUGUGAUGACGACAGAUUGGCCAGUCAUGUUACAAUAUUCUUUCCAGACCCAUUUUUCCAUAACCCGAAUUCAUCUAGUGAUGAGCCUACCUAUUCUACUACGGAGCUGCAGGGUGAGGAAGGGACAUACACUCAUACUGACUCCGAUGUAUCAGUUGCUGACUCUAGUAGUGAUGAAGUAGCUACACCAACACUCCCAACUUCAUCUCCUUACUAUCAAGCCAGUUCAGUUCCUCCAGAGUUGACUCUCAGUGUCCUGGACAAGGAGCUCAAGACACUCACAAAACCGAUAAAGUUUGGGGUCAGUUUGGGCAUUCCUCAACACAUACUGGAGGUCAUCCAGCAAGACAAUCGAUUUAAUACUGAAGGUCAAAAGAUUGCCCUGUUCCAGUUCAUUGCCAAGAACUACAAGAGUCUACGAAUAACUUGGAGCAUUAUUGCCGACGCUCUCCAUGACAUUGAUUAUGGGGACUUGUCAUCAAUUGUUCGGAGAAAAUACUGCACGAUAUAGUACAUGUGUCUAAUUUGAUAGUUAUUUAAUUGUUAACAAACAUUGCACCAGAGAAAACUUGACAGAGUAAUACAUAGAUCUAUCUAUAGUAUCGUAUAAAACUGACACUGUAAAUUUAUUGUCUGUUGUGUUUGUGUUUCUUAUAGCACAGUG
Molecule: messenger RNA, 3468 nt
Organism: Halichondria panicea
Lineage: Eukaryota; Metazoa; Porifera; Demospongiae; Suberitida; Halichondriidae
Product: NACHT, LRR and PYD domains-containing protein 3-like
Exons: 8
Coding region: 355-3315 (986 amino acids)
Molecular function (GO): protein binding
Source: RefSeq, a predicted model, not a curated record